AAUUGUAUACAGAAAUUCAAAUAAACAAUUUAAAAUUUAGUUCGUUCGAAUUAUGCGUGUAUAAUGCCGGUAAAGCGCCAACAAGAAAUCUAGUGCUUUAUGCAUACAUAAAUAUGCUUUAUUGAUGAUUUGAUGAAUAUCUUGACUGGAUAUUCAUCGCUAGCGCCAGAUUGACUCGCUGUGACCUUUUCUGUUUUCUAAAGUGAAAAAUUCUGUUACGGGAACGCGCCAUGAGUCAUUCGGUGUAUAUAUAAGUAGAUCGACAGGAAAAUUGGCUGUGUCGAAUAUAAAAAAGGUCCAGAAAAAAAUUUAUCGAUUCGUUUUGCGCGCUGAUACUGAGUGUGUAUAUUUGAGAUGAUGGUGACAAUCAAAAGGUUUAGAUUAAGAUGUCAUAAAACGAUUGAAAAAAGUUGGUAUAUGAGCCUCGAAUAACUGACACUAAGACCCCUAGGAUGUCACUUGUGAGGCAUUUGAACCGAACAAUCUUGCUGAAGCGCAAUCAGACGGCACAUUCAUGCUUCUUUCACAAAAGCUCUCCAUUAAAAUCUAAGAAUGACUAUCUAAUUGAUUCAGCUGAGUAUGCUUUCCUCAAGGAUAUUGGUCUAGAACGCGAAAACUGUGGUGUAUAUAAUGGAUCGUGGAAAGGUUCUGGGGAGGUAUUAACAUCUAUUGAUCCAGGAACCGGGCGCAAGAUCGCUAACGUUCGUGUGGGAACAUCUGAAGAAAUGAAUGAGGCGAUAAAAGUUGGAGUGAAUGCAUACCAGCAAUGGUGUCAGGUGCCAGCACCUGUACGUGGAGAUAUUAUACGUCAAAUUGGCGAAGAAAUGCGCAAAUAUAAAGAGCCUUUGGGAAAGCUUGUCAGCUUAGAAGUUGGAAAAAUAUUCAGCGAAGGACAGGGCGAAGUUCAAGAGUUUAUUGAUAUUUGUGAUUACGCGGCAGGGCUUUCGCGAAUUUACUCAGGACAGGUAAUCAAUUCUGAACGGCCGGAUCAUACAAUUUUGGAAGCUUGGCGUCCUUUAGGCUUAGUGGGCAUUAUAUCAGCAUACAAUUUUCCGAAUGCCGUCUUUGGUUGGAAUGCUGCAAUAGCUUUGACAACUGGAAAUAGCGUUCUUUGGAAGGGAGCCCCAACUACGUCUCUAGUCUCAGUGGCGACCAUGAAAAUCCUUUCUGAAGUUUUGAAACGUAAUAAUUUACCAUCCAUUGCAGUGCUUUGCCAAGGAGGCGCCGAUGUGGGUCAGAAACUUGUUAGCGAUGCUAGAGUGAAACUUGUGUCGUUUACUGGCAGCUGCGAAACUGGUCGCAACGUCGGAGUGGAGGUCCAAAAACGUUUUGGCAAAGUUAUAUUGGAGUUGGGUGGUAAUAAUGCUUUGAUUGUGGACCAGGAUGCUAAUUUCAACAUGGUAUUAGAAGCUGCACUCUUCGGUUGCAUUGGCACUUCCGGCCAGCGUUGCACCACAACACGUCGUAUAAUCGUACAUGAGAAACUAUACGAUCGCCUGGUUAAGGAAUUGGUAGUCAAAUACAAACAGGUUCUUCCAAAGGUCGGUCAUCAAUUAGAUUCAAAUACACUAGUUGGUCCAGUGCAUUCUCAACAAAAUAUUGAACAUUAUAAAGCCGCCAUUGCCGAAGCUGUCAAACUCGGUGGAAAAGUUGCAUUUGGCGGAAAUGUGAUACAGUCUGAAGGUUUCUAUGUGGAACCGACUAUAAUAACUGAUUUGCCACAUGAUUCUCCAGUGGUGCAUCGUGAAACUUUUGCUCCAAUUGUUUAUAUUCUUAAAGCUAAAUCUAUUGAAGAGGCAAUCGAAUGGAAUAACGAAGUAGAUCAAGGUCUGUCUUCAGCGAUAUUUACGGAGAACAUAUCGAAUGCGUUUAAAUGGAUUGGUGCACAAGGCUCUGAUUGUGGCAUAGUAAAUAUAAAUACUACAACUAAUGGCGCGGAAAUAGGCGGUGCUUUUGGUGGUGAAAAACACACCGGUGGAGGUAGAGAAUCCGGUUCCGAUGCAUGGAAACAAUACUGCAAACGUUCGACAAUAACAUUGAAUCAUUCCGGUAAAUUAGCAUGUGCACAAGGUGUGGUUUUCAAUGUAGAAUAAACGAUACAUACUUAUAUGAAGAAAUUAAA
Molecule: messenger RNA, 2122 nt
Organism: Bactrocera tryoni
Lineage: Eukaryota; Metazoa; Arthropoda; Insecta; Diptera; Tephritidae
Gene: Aldh7A1
Product: putative aldehyde dehydrogenase family 7 member A1 homolog
Exons: 4
Coding region: 453-2093 (546 amino acids)
Molecular function (GO): aldehyde dehydrogenase (NAD+) activity
Source: RefSeq, a predicted model, not a curated record